Molecule: messenger RNA, 2643 nt
Organism: Amoebophrya sp. A25
Lineage: Eukaryota; Dinophyceae; Syndiniales; Amoebophryaceae
Source: the annotation of a GenBank genome assembly
AUGAGCAAGAUGUUCGCGCAAAGACUCACGACCGGCGCACGAGCCUCACAGCUGGGUCCACACCUGAGUAGAGGCGGCUCCUCUGCUUCCUCCUCUUCUUCGAUAUCUUCGAGGAUUGCAGGGACAUCAUCAAAGGUGCAUCGUAGUGCUGGAACAUCGUCAAUUAAGGGUUUCCACAUUAUAAAUCCUCCUGCACGAACUACAUGAUCCCUGACUCGUCUUUUCCCAGUAUGUAAGAAAGAAGUCAGCGAAGAUGUAGUUCUGAAGAAUGCAAAAAUGUCGCAACGACCUCUAAAUCAAAACGGGCUCAUGUAGUUCUAGUUCCCCAUCCUCGUGCCUUUUCUUCCACAUCCAGCCUGAAUGCACCACUGAGCGAGACAGAUGCUGAGGUCUUCAGCAUUAUUGAAAGGGAGAAAGCGAGACAGAAGCACGCGAUCAACCUUAUAGCGUCAGAGAACUUCACGUCGAAGGCAGUUUUGGAUGCACUGGGGAGUGUAAUGCAAAACAAAUACUCGGAAGGAUAUCCGGGAGCAAGGUAAUUCUAUUUUGAAGAAGAUAGUACAGAAGAAGGACAAGGACCUCCAGCAGCAUUUAGGAACAUCAAGCUGGACCUCCAGCGGCUGGACCACUAAUUUUACUUCUUCCUGCUCCUUCUUGUUCAAGGAUCAUCUCACUUUCAACCUCUCAACAGGUACUACGGCGGCAACGCCAUUAUCGAUGAGGCAGAAUUACUUUGUCAGAAACGCGCAUUGGAGGCUUUUGACCUCGAUCCUGCGAAAUGGGGUGUCAAUGUCCAAGUCUACUCAGGCUCACCAGCCAACUUUGCUGUGUUUACUGCACUGGUGCCGCCACAUGGAAUUAUGAUUUGUGGAUUAGCAUUUGUUGAUGAACAAGAGUGACUCACGACAUGAUAAUUAUCGUUGUUUCACCUGCUUCUCAAAUUCAUCAGACCUUUGUGCUGUCUCUUUUCCUUGCUUGAUGGAGUUUCUAGUAACUGUGGUUUUACUUAAUAGAGAAAUAUAUGUACAUCAUCAACUACCAACUACGUAUAUAUAAUUCUCGUUCUGAAGCUCCUCUACAACUACCUCUUCUAAGGAAAGAAUCAUGGGCCUUGACUUACCACACGGAGGCCACUUAUCCCACGGCUUUCAGACCGAUACGAAGAAGAUAUCCAUGGUGAGCAGGUUCUGGGAGACGCUCCCUUAUAGGUUGGACGUCAACACUGGUUACAUCGAUUACGACGAAUUAGCGCUUUUUGCGGGAAGGUUUCGCUUAUGGUUUGGAGAAAUGAUGAAAAUGAUAGAGAUAAUUGUGUAUUGUAAAAAUAAGUCUAGAGAAAAAUAUUAUGAAUGUUCUCACCCCCUCCAGACCCCUGCUCUUUUACUAGUACUUCUUUUACCCUCCUUCAUACCUCCCGAAGCUGAUCAUCGCAGGCACGACCGCUUAUAGUCGCAAGGUCGACUACAAAAAAUUUCGAGACGUAUGUGACGAUGUGGGCGCCAUCAUGCACUACGAUAUGGCUCAUAUUAGCGGUCUGGUAGCAGGGAAAGCUAUAGAAUCGCCCUUCGACUAUGCCGAUGUCGUCACGUCGACCACGCACAAAAGCCUAAGGGGCCCAAGAGGAAGCUUGAUCUUCUACCGGAUUGGCGAAAAAGGGCUGAACAAGAAGGGAAAGAAGAUCAUGUACGACUUCGAGAGCAAGGUACCGUUCUUAUUUUCAACUGUAGUUUUUUAUUGCUGAUGAUGAUGAACAUGAAUGGAGGUAGUACUAGAAGGAAAAGGUGUUUGAAUGACGAUGCUUAGUUUAGAGCCGUAGCUGUACUAUCAACGAGUAAAACCGAACAUCAUGAGCAGUGGCCUGAUGAUGAACAUGAAUGAUAGGACUAGAAGGAGAAGGAUGUAGUGAAAAAUUCACACUUCCUACUCAACAUCUCUUACUUCCUCUUCCACAACCCCACAACACGACAGAUCAACGAAGCUGUUUUCCCCGGUCUCCAAGGUGGUCCUCACAACCAUAGUAUCACGGCUUUGGCCGUCGCUCUGAAGAUGGCUCAGACACCUGAAUUUCGAGAAUAUCAAAAGCAAAUCGUAAGCAACAGUGCAGCUUUUGCCAAAGCACUACAACAACUAGGAUACGAUUUGGUCUCCGGAGGAACCGACAACCACUUAAUCCUGAUCGACCUGAAGAAAAGCCGAGGCGUAACUGGUGCAAAGGGGGAACGGAUUUGCGAAUUGGCGAACAUUGUUUUGAACAAAAACACGGUGCCUUUGGAUACGUCGGCUUUGAACUUACGACAUGCUUGUGAUAAGCAGAGCAUCGAACGACAUUGAGAACUUCUCGUAGUCGUCGUCAACAUCAAGAUGUACUAAAAAUCCUCAUUUCAUCGAUUCCCUCUAAUUCCCCCCUCCGGUCUUCGCGUCGGCACGCCAGCCAUGACGACCCGCGGUUUCAAGGAGGCUGACUUUGAGCAGGUAGCCGUCUUCAUGGAUCAAGCGGUGAGGAUCGCAGAUGAGAUCCAGCAAAAAUCAGGACCCAAACUGGCACACUUCUCGGAGUAUAUUGAAAAGGAACAACCUGCGAAUUUGACGUUGCUAAAGAAAGAGGUGAGCGACUUCUGUGCGGGGUUUCCGACUGUUGGGUAG